AGGCAGUGGGGCUGAUGACGCACGCGCAUUAGUCGCCAGCGACCCGCCUCUGACUUUCGGUUUUCCCCUCCUCCUUUACCACCCUCCCGGAAGUGGAGCCGCCCUCGCGCCCACCAGCGGCCACUCCUGUGGCAGGCCCCGCCCUCGUCCCCACCCCCUGGCUCUCCGCCCCCUCCUCCGGUGGUGGCGCCGGCUUGUAACCCCGGUGGUGGUGGCAGCGGGUAGGAUUCCCCAAGACCGGAGCGCAAAGUCGUUCCCAGGGAAGGCCACUGGGCUAUGCUUGCCGGCUCCCGGCGUCUCGCUCCGGCCAGUCUCCGUCCCCGUGUCAGCUUGUGUCAGCCUGUGCCCGUGCCGGAGCGCUCUCCUCAGCCCGGCCCCGCGGCGCGGAACGCGCGCCCCCGGCGCGCCCCCUCCGAUGGCGGCGGAGAUCCAACCCAAGCCGCUGACUCGAAAGCCGAUUCUGCUGCAGCGGGUCGAGGGGUCCCAGGAGGUUGUGAAUAUGGCCGUGAUCGUGCCGAAGGAGGAGGGCAUCAUCAGCGUCUCGGAGGACAGGACAGUUCGUGUUUGGUUAAAGAGAGACAGCGGACAGUAUUGGCCAAGCAUAUACCAUGCAAUGCCUUCUCCAUGUUCAUGCAUGUCUUUUAAUCCGGAAACAAGAAGACUGUCCAUAGGUCUAGACAAUGGUACAAUCUCAGAGUUUAUUUUGUCAGAAGAUUAUAACAAGAUGACUCCUGUGAAAAACUACCAAGCACAUCAGAGCCGGGUGACAAUGGCCCUUUUUGUCCUGGAGCUGGAGUGGGUGCUGAGCACAGGACAGGAUAAGCAGUUUGCCUGGCACUGCUCUGAAAGUGGAGAACGCCUGGGAGGCUAUCGCACCAGCGCCGUGGCCUCAGGCCUGCAAUUUGAUGUGGAAACCCGACAUGUGUUUAUUGGUGACCAUUCAGGCCAAGUUACAAUCCUCAAACUAGAACAAGAAAGCUGCACGCUGUUCACAAGCUUCAGAGGACACACAGGUGGAGUGACUGCUCUCUGUUGGGACCCAGUCCAGAGGGUAUUGUUCUCUGGCAGUUCAGAUCACUCCGUCAUCAUGUGGGACAUGGGUGGGAGAAAAGGAACAGCCAUCGAACUCCGAGGACACAAUGACAAAGUCCAGGCCCUCUCCUAUGCACAGCAUACUCGACAGCUCAUCUCCUGCGCUGGUGAUGGUGGCAUUGUUGUCUGGAACAUGGAUGUGGAGAGGCAAGAGACCCCUGAGUGGUUGGACAGUGAUUCCUGCCAAAAGUGUGAUCAGCCCUUCUUCUGGAACUUCAAGCAAAUGUGGGACAGUAAGAAAAUUGGCUUACGGCAGCACCACUGCCGCAAGUGUGGGAAGGCUGUAUGUGGCAAAUGCAGUUCCAAGCGCUCCUCCAUCCCCCUGAUGGGUUUUGAGUUUGAAGUGAGGGUCUGCGACAACUGCCACGAGGCCAUUACAGAUGAAGAACGUGCUCCCACAGCCACCUUCCAUGACAGUAAGCAUAACAUUGUGCAUAUGCAUUUUGAUGCAACCAGGGGGUGGUUACUGACGUCUGGAACUGACAAAGUUAUUAAGUUGUGGGAUAUGACCCCUGUAGUGUCGUGAUGGCUACCCCAGGAAUCAGAAAAAUAGCAUUUACUGAAGAAACAGUUCUAAUCUGAAUCAGUACUAGAGAAGUGAAGCAGAUGUAUGAGCAGGAUAAGAAGCUAAAGACCCUAGGUGAAUUUGCAUCUUACCUAUGCAGUCAGUGGUGAACUAGUGAAAGAACAUUUGCAGGGACUCUUCAACUUGUUCAUACAAAACAAAAGAAGAUAUUUUUUUAUCAAAUGGCUUAUACAGUCUGACUAUGUUACAGUGUUUGGACUAUACUGAAAAAUCUGUGUGGGAUGUUUAAUUUUUCAGUCCUCUAUUUCACUUGUUGCUUUGUGUAUUGGAGAAAUGAGGAAGGUCUGUUUAGGGUAUUUUGAUCAUUAUAGUUUCUGUGUGUUUUGCGCUUUUUUUACCUCAACAUAUAUUGCAGCCAUGUUUUUCUUUGUCUUCAUGUGCCCAUACCUGCUUUGCAGUGGUGUGUAUAUAUGUAUUUCACGGUUUGUUCCCAGUGUCUCUGCUUUUCUGUCUUCAGUAGAGAUACUACAGAUCUACCAGCUGAGUUCUUGAAUCAUCCCUAUUGCCUAACUCAUGUUCUUACUGAGUAGCAAUGACUUUGUAUUUCUGCCUGUUGUCUCUGUCUUCCCACAUUAGAAAAUGCUUUGAGAAGCUGCUCCCAGCCAUUGUCAUCACAGAGAUGAUUAUGACUGAGAGCUUCAACCAUCAGUGCCUGGAUCUUUUAGAAUUCAUUUGAGGCUUCCUGAACCUUUUAUGUUCUCCUCCCUCACCCCCAACAUAGCUGUCCCUUACUGAUAAUUUCAGAACAAAACAAAAACCUUAUAUGCUUCAAAAAUACGCAUUUCAUAAUGCUUUUUUUCCUGUGUGACAUCAUAUCAGAACUUGAAUUUUUCAUUACUUUAAGAUUAUAAAUCUCCUGUAUUCUUUACCAUCUAUAUUGUGUUUUACUUUAAAAACUGGAUGUUUAAACAUCUCUAUCUUAAUGUUUUUCACCAGAACUGUUUGUAUACUUUCAUACUAAGACUAUAGGUGAUCUGAUAUAAAGGUACUAAAGCCUGCAGCUCAGGCUUUUUUCCUAUUGAGAAUGUAAAAGAGUGCUUUAGAAAAUGAACUUAAAGAAUUUGUCUAAGGGAAUCUAGUUAAGCUUGAUAAAAUGAAAUAAGUGACUCACUUCAUGAUAUUGAACUUCUUAUUAAAAAAUCCUUUUUUUUAGUUGGGUGUUGGUGGCUCCUGCCUAUAAU
Messenger RNA from Perognathus longimembris pacificus (Pacific pocket mouse), 2859 nucleotides. RefSeq names its product WD repeat and FYVE domain containing 2 (gene Wdfy2). NCBI's taxonomy places the organism in Eukaryota, Metazoa, Chordata, Mammalia, Rodentia, Heteromyidae. The transcript has 12 exons. The record is from RefSeq and is a predicted model, not a curated record. Gene Ontology annotation, molecular function: metal ion binding; protein binding. The coding region runs from base 416 to 1618 and encodes 400 amino acids.